This is a messenger RNA of Oryzias melastigma (Indian medaka), 4360 nucleotides long. It is a transcript of the gene sh2d3ca, whose product is annotated as SH2 domain containing 3Ca. The coding region runs from base 689 to 3745 and encodes 1018 amino acids. Gene Ontology annotation, molecular function: phosphotyrosine residue binding; guanyl-nucleotide exchange factor activity. Lineage: Eukaryota; Metazoa; Chordata; Actinopteri; Beloniformes; Adrianichthyidae. Gene Ontology annotation, biological process: small GTPase-mediated signal transduction; positive regulation of peptidyl-serine phosphorylation. The record is from RefSeq and is a predicted model, not a curated record. The transcript is spliced from 16 exons.
CUAAUUAUGGAAACUUGAAUUAAAAUGUACAGACGGUCACUAAAACAGAGAGAGUAAGAGGUCAAAACCAGUAGCUAUAAGCACAUUUUUACCUCAAAGACAGACUGAAACAUUUACAGGUGCAUACCAGGCUUGAAACAUAUUUCAUGCAACUUUAGUUAAAUACUAUGAAACCCCCUUACACAGACGGCAUAAAGUUCAGCACAGGAGGAUCAAACUCGUCCUCCUUUACAGCAGCAGUUAAUCAUUUUGAAAUAUCUUUGUAGUCAUGACCACAUUUUCUUUUGCAUCUUCAAUUUCGCCCAAAGUUUUACUGUCUAAAAGAACUCCUUCAAACUAAGGAUUGAACUUUAGUGAUGAUACAGUUGGUACAGGGGACUGUCAGUAAACUCAUCAUCUAUUAUCUGGAAACUGUUGACUUGUGUCUUUUUAAGUCUUCAUUUUUUUUCUUAGAAUUAGUGCAGUCAGUUCUACACAGGAAGUAUCAGAUCAGCUCAGCCCCUGUUGCUCAUCUCUUAGUUUAACAACCUCUCAUGCAAAGUGUAAGCAGCACCUCGCCCACAGUAGAGGAAGUGGGGUUCUUACCAGAGUCGAUCUUUCCCAACAACAAGCUGUCGCCCAUCUGUGAAACUUCUGCAUUCUUUUCUCCAGUCUUCUCAUUUUCAGCUCACUUGCAGCUGAUUCCAACAUGAGUCCACUGAAACUGACUCUGAAGUGGUUUGGUAGGUUCAACUCUUUUUGGCGCUCCAGUGACAAAUCCCCCUCCAAGUCCAGCUCUGGAGCAGGGGGUUUCCCUGACCAUGGGAGUGAGCACGGGGCUUCGGAAAGAGUGGUGCAGGAUGACAUGGAGGCCACGCGUCCUCGCACCGCCAGCUACGUCCGCUCCUCUGAGGGCUACACCCACAUGUGCACGCUGCCCCGGCUGCUGGGUAACAAGAAGGAAAAAGGAGGUGCCAAGAAGAGCAGAGAAAAGAGCAACAUCCAGAAUAAAAGCCAGAAGUCCUCAGUAGACCAGAGCUGUCCUCCUUCAACACCCACAGGAGUGCCGUCCAGAGUGGAUGAGGAUGAAAUAUCCACUCCAGACAGGAUGGAGCUCAACCCGGAACCCCCACUUACCUCUAAAAUACAGUCUGAGCCAGCAGGUGAAAGUAGGGACCACAGCAAUUCACCUGCACCACUUCUCAGUGAAGAUCUGCCGCCCCCUGGUGGUCUGAGCGAUACAGUCCAAUCAGAGGAAGAAGUUGCUGAAUCCAAUGAUGAGACUUCAACAGCUCUCCUGGACCAGGAAAUUCAAGAAGAUGGAUGCUCAGAAGCCACGCCCCCUUCAACUCCAAAGGAAGAAGGUGGAUGCUUAGAAGCCACGCCCCCUUAUAUUCCUAAGGAAGAAGGUGGAUUGUCAGAAUCCACAGCCCCUUACACUCCAAAGGAAGAAAGUGGAUGCUCAGAAACCACGCCCCCUUCCACUCCAAAGGAAGAGGGUGGAUGCUCACAAACAACGCCCUCUUCUAUUCCAAAGAAAGGAGGAUGCUCAGAAGCCACACCCCCUUAUACUCCAAAGAAAGAAAGUGGAUGCUCAGAAGCCACGCCUCCUUCUACUUCAAAGGAAGAGGACAGCAAAGAAGAGAAGAAAGAGCAACAAAACUCAGCAAACCUGUCCAGCCACAUUGAGCCAGAAGAGCACCAGGCAGAAAAUGAGCAAUUCUCCAAGGAAAAGUAUCUGCUGGAGUCCCCGCCCGAGAAACUGCGGAAAGAACUGGAGGAGGAACUGAAACUGAGCCCUGCUGACAUCAGGAGCCAUGGCUGGUACCAUGGACACAUACCUCAAGAGGUGUCUGAGAGCCUGGUCGUCCGUAACGGAGAUUUCCUCGUGCACGACUCUCUGACCAAUAUGGGCGACUUCAUUCUGACCUGUCGAUGGGAUAAUGAAGUGCUCCACUUCAAGAUCAAUAAAGUCCUGGUCAAAUCCAACGAGACAAAGGUUCAGUACAUGUUGGAGUCUGAUUGCUUUGACUCAGUCCAGGAGCUCGUACGCUUCUAUGUGGGCCAGCGUAAGCCGCUGUCUCAGUCCUGCGCCGCCCACAUCUACUGUCCAGUCAGCAGGACCCUCCCUCUGCGCUACCUGGAGGCAACUUUUGCCCUUGCAAGCAGCAAGCACGGCUCCGCCUAUUCGCCGUCCACUCAGAGAGGAGCCCACAUCAAGAGAAGGAGCGUCACCAUGACCGACGGGCUGACGACCGAAAAGAUGAUACCUCACAGUGACUCAGACAGUCCCAGUCCAGUUGAGACACCGGUGGCACCACCAGAACCAAACCUGGAAAGUGUGCCCAGAAGCAGCCCAUCAACAGUCCACCAUCAUAAAGACGCAAUGCGGAACUGUGCGAUGAGCAUGGACCAGAUUCAGGAGUUUCGCUGCCCCUUGUCGCCUGUCGGGGAAAUCCCACUGUCUCCUGCGCACAGUGCUAUCGCCAGGCAGAGAGCCUUCUCGAGCGGGCGGGCCCUGGCGGUCGUCCCUCCCUCCCCGGUGAUGCGUCGCUCCAGCGACCCUCAACUCAGCCCUAGUGCCAGUAGCAGCCCUCCAGAACUCCCCACCCACACCUCUCAGUCUGCAAACUCCUCACCUGCCCAUCAUUCCAGCCACCAAUCACAUUCCUCAGAGACAGCAGGGAGCUACUGUGACCUCAGACCCUGUGCCUCCGGCCCCCCCAAACCACCCACUAAGAGCUACGUGGAGCGACUGAGAGUGGAGGAAAGGAGGAAACAGGAGGUUAAAGAGGAAGAAGGAACCUUCAGCUCCCCGCAGGUGGAAACAGCAUCUUCAUUUAGACCAGCAAGGUACGAGUCCCACCUUCUCCCAGCUGAGAAUAAGCCUUUGGAGAUGUCCGUGCUGAAGAAAGUGAAGGAGCUGCUGGCUGAGGUGGAUGCGAGGACCGCUGCCAAACACAUCACCAUGUAUGACUGCAAGGUUGCUAGAAUUUUAGGUGUUACCUCAGAAGUGCAAAGGAUGAUGGGAGUGUCCUCUGGGUUAGAGUUGCUGACGCUGCCACAUGGUCACCAGCUGAGACUUGACCUACUGGAGAGGUUCUUCACCAUGUCCAUCAUGAUGGCUGUGGACCUUCUUGGCUGCACAGGAAGCACCGAGGAGCGGGCUGCUCUGCUUCACAAAACUAUCCAGUUAGCAGCUGAGCUGAAGAACAACCUUGGCAACAUGUUUGGUUUCGCUGCUGUGAUGAGAGCGCUGGAGCUGCCACAGAUCUCCCGCUUGGAGCAGACAUGGGUGACGUUACGGCAGAGACACACAGAGGGCGCCAUUCUGUACGAAAAGAAACUCAAGCCUUUCAUGAAGAACAUGAACGAUGGAAAAGAAUCUAGCGCACUUUCCAACACAACCUUCCCACACAUCCUCCCUGUGCUGUCGUUGCUGGAGCGGGGCAUGGCUGUCGGGGAGGUGCUGGAGCCGUGGGAGAGCACAGAAGUGGGGGUGGACGUGGUCAUGUACCACCUAGAGGCAGCUCGGACUAUUGCUCACCACGGAGAGAUCUACAGAACCAACGCAGAGAGCAAACUGCAGGGUCUUCAGGAGCGGCCAGAGCUGGACGAGAUCUUCCAAACGGAGUUCCAGAUGCGCCUCCUGUGGGGCUGCCGCGGCUCCGAGGGCAGUCAGUCGGAGCGCUACGAAAAAUUCGACAAAGUCCUCACCGCUCUGUCCCACAAACUAGAGCCUCCUGCACGCCACAGCGAGCUAUAGCAGCAACAAUCACCAGAACAGUCCUCUCUGCACUCACCACCUAGAGUGGGAGAUUCUUGCUUUUGUGUCGCGAAUCAUGAUGUUCGGGGGAAAAGAGGAUGAAGGAGGAGGCAGCUAAGAGAGCGCGGAGAAUAAAAGAAGAGAGUUUCGCUCAGACUCUGUCGGAUUUGUCCGAUCCGUCUUGGGGACUUGCUAAAAUUUUUAAAUGGCAGUAAGGACUGAGGCAAGCAACACUUCGGAUGCAAACAUCUACAUUCAUAUGUUAAUAAGCCUUUAGGGCCAAAUGGAUCAAUAAAAUGUGGCUUUUCUCCAGACACUGUCACACUGUAGCCAGGAUGACCACAAACGCUUCCACAUCUUGUCUAUAGGUGUCUCUGCGAGUAUGUCGGUGAGCGUUCUCCAUUUUUCUCUUUUUUUCUCUUCUAGUCUGCUUUUUGUCCUAUUUAUUAUGAUGAAAGGUAUCCAAACAUGGUGUAUGUUUUUGUCAUGAAGCUCAUGAGAAGCUGGAGCGAGGGACCCGUCUUCAUAAAACCUCAUUAAGAAUGUAUCAAGCAGCCCCGUUGAAUCCCAUUAAAAAUGUAUCGGGCAUGCAUUAAUAAAUUGAUCAGAAAUGAA